ACGUCAUCACACUGUGAUAUUAAGGCAGGGCUUCCCACUGCGGUGCUUCAGGCUCUCUCCGGAGAGGUAACCGGCCACGUCAUCACACUGUGAUAUUAAGGCAGGGCUUCCCACUGCGGUGCUUCAGGCUCUCUCCGGAGAGGUAACCGGCCACGUCAUCACACUGUGAUAUUAAGGCAGGGCUUCCCACUGCGGUGCUUCAGGCUCUCUCUGGAGAGGUAACCGGCCAUGUCAUCACACUGUAAUAUUAAGGAAGGGCUUCCCACUGCGGUGCUUCAGGCUCUCUCCGGAGAGAUGGAAGACAGUGAUCAGAUGGAUGAGUCCCUCACAGACUCCUCCAGCUCACACAGUGAGCCUCAACCAGAAGAUUACACAAACCUGUCCACUUCACCUGACUACAAAGUGCUGUACCGUAAGGUGCUAAAGGAUAACGAGGUGCUCAGGGAGAAGCUGCAGGAGACAGAACUGCAGCUCAAUCAGAACAAAGUGGACCUGGAGAGACUGAAGCAGAAUCAGGAGCAGAGUUCAGACAGACCAGCCUUGUUGGAGCUGGAGAGAUAUGAAAAAAAAGCAUUGGAGACAAAGGCAAUGGAACUGGAAGAUGAACUGAAGAUUCUGGCUGACCUCAGAGCUGACAAUCAGCGGUUAAAAGAUGAAAAUGCCGCCCUCAUCCGUGUUAUCAGCAAGCUUUCCAAAUGAUUCAUAAGUACGUGCUUAGAUUGAAAACAAAUGAGCUCGCCCAUUCCUCAGACCACGGGUAAAGGUAAACAGUGACAUUCACAGCGCAGGUUAAAACUGGUUGGUUGCUUAAGUUAACAUGAGUGAUUGUAUCCGAGUGUGUGUUGUUUUUUGUUUCUUGAAUGACCAGUUUUGUUCUCUUACUGAAAAAGAUAAAACUAAUGUACUUGAAUUUAUCACAACUGCACUUAGCUAUUCUUGGUUAAAUGGACUGAAAAGAUAUGACUGCAUAUGCUGUUUUGCUGUUUUAUAAUUUACAGGAAAUAGUCUCAAAGUUGUUGUUCUCUGACUUUUUUUACGAUGUUCCUUGUUUCAGAAAGCCAGCAUGAAAUUGCCAAUGUACUACAUUGUUAAGUAGUAUAGUUAACAUGAUUAUUAUUAUUAUUAUUAUUAUUAUUAUUAUUAUUAUUAUUAUAGAAACUAUUUUAAUUCAACAUAGAAUAUUUCACGGCAUAAGGAGCAAAGCAAAAUGUGACCAUUAUCCUCCUUUAAAUAGAGAAAUGUUUGUUAGAAACGGUAUAAAUUAAUAGGAAUGUGAUACUUUAAGUUGCACAGUAAGAGCUUAUUCAUGAGUUCUUUUUUUAACUGUACGUUUUUUCUGAAAUGUUUGCGUUGGAUCAGAAAUUGCAGUUAUGCAGAGUAUCUCAAGAUCUUUUACAGCCAAACACCUUCACUUCUUUCUUUUUUUGUUCUCUAUUGCACAUAGCGGCCAUUACUACAGUUUACUGUGGUCUAAAAAUGUCAGGACUUUCAUACUGUGAAAAACUAAAACAAUAGGCAAAGGGGACACACUGUUUACUAAAGCUUCUUAGUGUAUGCCAUAAAUAUUUUAAUGUGCCUUAUACCUUUAAAGAUAUUGUAAAUGCAUUCUGCUGAAGUAUUUUGGUUAUGUAGUUGGUUAUAUCUUUGGGAUUUGUCAUUGAAAGGGAGAUUAUUUUGUAUGUAGGAAUUGAUAAAAUGACCUACAAAUCCCAACAGAGCCUGGUGUUUUUGUACUGUCUGCUUUUUAAGUAAUGUAUUAAGAACAAACCUGUGGAUUUUAAAAUGCUACAUAUCUAAGUGCUUUAGGAUCCGGAGGCCUGCUUAACCACAACUCCACCAGACUGGUUUCACUUUACUGCUUGACAAGUACAGCUUCUUUUUGAAAUAGUUUCCUUUGGUUCAGUUACUUUACUAAUCUAUUUUUCUUAGUAGUUGCUGUAAAAAGUGUCUAUGUAUUGUGAAAAAUUUAGAAAAUCUCUGGAAUUACUGUACAGUUAUGGCCUGGACAUUUGAGUCCUAUUUUGAAAUAAUGGUUUACUGGAGUUUUGCAACAAAACACAUGCAAUUAAAACACGUGAUUGUGAGCUUAAAUAGGUUUAUAUAAGGACAAUUGAUAAAUAUGCAUGAGUAAUACAGCUGAAAAAAAGUCUUUAUUUGUACUAUUUUAAAAAGCCAAUAGUGUAUGAUAAUCUAAAAAAAAAUCAUAAAAAAGUACGUUUUGACUGGGAAAAACAUAGUUUUUAGUGCCUGUAUCCAUAAUUAGGUUUUCAUGCAUUUUGUCCAUUUGGAAUUGCUGUAAGAUGGUUAUUGAAAAUAAGUUCUGCUAGCAGGUAUCUUCUCAGCUUUUUAAAUUUCCCAGCGAUUUCCAGCCCCUUGCUGAGGUACUAGUGAUAAAACCAAAAACUAGUGUUCCCUAGCACCAGCACAAAGCUAGCUGUUUGACAGAUACUGAAAACAUGCAUUGAUGUUGAUUGUCGAGGUAUGUGAGGGUUUGCUUGCUUUUUUUUUUUAAACAUAAAUGAUCUUCCUGUAUUGAGGGCUCAAGCUCAUUAUUUUAAAAAUGUUUUACAAAUUUUUCUAUCUUCAGUGAAAACAUCUGGGAUUUAGAGUUCAUUGUUGGGGUAUCAAAGAAAAAAGAAAAAUAGCGUCUGGCUAAAAAGGAGUCCUUAUUUGAAAGUGAUAUCCUUAAAGAUAAAAAAACUUCGUAGUAUGGAUUAUAAAUUGUGCUAAGACUAUUACUUGAAUUCCACUUAUUUAUUCAUUUCAUGUUUUACAGAAAAAUGGUAAAUGUAUAUGGUUUUCAAGAUGUUUUUAAAUAAAUUAUUUUCUCUAGAAAGUAAUUUCCAGAACUAUUAGAAUCUUUGUCAUAAUAUUUUUCUGUAUUUUAUGUGGCAGGUCCCGUUAGAGUGAAUGAAAUAUAAGCCAUAUUUCUUAAUUUGAAAAAUUAACAUUACCACUAUAAAGAGUGUUAACUACUGCCAGUAUUAAGAUGUAUUUAAGAUUUGUUCUAUAGUUCUGUAUAAAACAGACCUUUUUCUCCUGUGGUUUGGGUGGCAAAUUGUACAAAUGCAGGCAAAUUUACAUAAAUGGAAAUUAGACUUUUUAAACUGAUGGUGAAUGAAAACAGACUCGCAGGCUUUACCAUUCCGUAACAUAAUGCUCACUUAAUGUUAUUUUUAUGAUUUAAUGCCAAUACUUAAAUAUAACUAAGGAUACUCUAAGUGGUAUUUCUGGAUGUGGAGUUACUUUAGUAUUACUUUAGUGUGUAAUAGUGAAUAACACGCUUCUUUGCCAUUAUUUCAGAAAAGAUCUGCAGUUGUCCCUUACAGUGCAGUUACAUAUUGUACAUAUUGGCCCUGUAUUCUAUGAAAUGCUAACUUUUUUUCCAUCAUUUUAUACUUUACCUGUAAUGAAAUAUAAGAAUCAUCUUUUGGCCCAUUCCACAUAAAGUGAAACUGUGUGAAAGUCUGCAUUAUGCUGAUUUUUUUCCCAAUUGUUCAAUUAAAACUGCGUAUUGUAGAUCUACAUUUUACAGGGUAUGCCCAAUCCAGCACGCUGCAUUAAAGUGUGACUCAUCACAAACAACCAGUACAUAGACAUGAAAGAAUCAAUGUAUCUGUAACCAACCACCUUGCUCACUAUAAGCGUUUGGAAGAUGGAGGCAUGUAGCAUAAUUUUUAUCCGGCUAAAAAAAAAAACAUAUUUUGCUAGACACCUGUUUUACCAGAAAGCAACCAACGGUCAUUUUUAUUUCUGUUUUAUCAUUUCUGUGCUAAAGAUAAUAUUUUGAUAUUGAUUUUGCUAUAUUUUUAUACUAUAUGUAUUUAUCUGUCAUGGUAGUUUAUACACUGUUAAAAAUGGUAUCUUUCAUCUACCCAAAUGCAAAUAAAUUGAUAUAUGUAUUCA
Molecule: messenger RNA, 3906 nt
Organism: Paramormyrops kingsleyae
Lineage: Eukaryota; Metazoa; Chordata; Actinopteri; Osteoglossiformes; Mormyridae
Source: RefSeq, a predicted model, not a curated record